AUGCUGGCCCCAAUGGUGGCUGGGGGGGUGGUGUUCCCCGGACUCUUCCUCCUCUCCAAGAACACACUCCAGCGGCUGCCCCAGCUGCGCUGGGAGGAGGCCGACGCGGUCAUUGUCUCAGCCAGGCUAGUGUCCUCUGUCCAAGCCGUCAUGGCCUCCACAGCUGGCUACAUCGUCUCCACCUCCUGUAAGCACAUCAUUGAUGACCAACACUGGCUUUCCUCUGCUUACACGCAGUUUGCAGUGCCCUACUUCAUCUAUGACAUCUACGCCAUGUUCCUCUGUCACUGGCACAAGCACCAGGUCAAGGGGCACGGAGAUGAAGCAGGGGCCAAAGCCCCGGGCAGCACCUGGGCUGUGGCACGCGGCUACCUGCACAAGGAGUUCCUCAUGGUGCUCCACCAUGCCGUCAUGGUGCUCGUGUGCUUUCCGCUGUCGGUGGUGUGGCGUCAGGGCAAGGGAGAUUUCUUUCUCGGCUGCUUGCUGAUGGCAGAGGUCAGCACCCCCUUUGUCUGCCUUGGCAAAAUCCUCAUCCAGUACAAGCAGCAGCACACGCUGCUGCACAAGGUGAACGGCGCCCUGAUGCUGCUCAGCUUCCUCUGCUGCCGGGUGCUGCUCUUCCCCUAUCUGUACUGGGCCUAUGGGCGGCACGCCGGCCUGCCCCUGUUCGCAGUGCCUCUCGCCAUCCCGGCCCACGUCAACCUGGGCGCCGCGCUGCUGCUCGCCCCUCAGCUCUACUGGUUCUUCCUCAUCUGCCGCGGGGCCUGCCGCCUCUUCCGGCCCCGGGGCACCCCGCCGCCCUCUCCUUGCCAGACCAAGGACUGA
Molecule: messenger RNA, 825 nt
Organism: Equus quagga
Lineage: Eukaryota; Metazoa; Chordata; Mammalia; Perissodactyla; Equidae
Gene: TLCD3B
Product: TLC domain containing 3B
Exons: 5
Coding region: 1-825 (274 amino acids)
Biological process (GO): lipid homeostasis; ceramide biosynthetic process
Cellular component (GO): membrane; endoplasmic reticulum
Molecular function (GO): sphingosine N-acyltransferase activity
Source: RefSeq, a predicted model, not a curated record